ACAGAAGUAGUGUACAAAAAAUUGAACUUUGAUUCUUUCUUACACUCUCUUUGUUCAUGAAAAUGAUGACGUGCCACAGUUUCAUUUCCCCCAAUCAUAAUUAUUAUUAUCAUCAUCAGAAUUUCUACUUUGUGGCAUUGGGAAGAGGAACUUCAAUGGCUGCUGCAAGUGCUUCACCCACCCCUGUUCUCAGAUCCGAGCUUAAAUCCGUGGAACCCGUGGAACAAGAUCUUCAAACUGCUCUUAAUUUUGUAUCCUCUCCUCGCCACAGGGACCUUGUUUUCGUUGUCAAUCCUCAAGGUGCUAAUGGUCGCACUGGUAAAGAUUGGAAGAAGUUGCUUCCAUUUCUAAGGUCUCGCCUUGGUAAUGAUUACAAUAUUUGUGAGUCAUUUACUACGGGUCCUCGUCAUGCCAUUGACAUAACAAGAGAGGCUAUAAGGGAAGGAGCAGAAGCAGUCAUUGCUGUUGGAGGUGAUGGAACUAUUUAUGAGGUUGUUAAUGGUUUCUUUUGCGAUGGAAAACCUGUUGCUAGUAACAAUAAAGAGAACUUAAAGGCAACUGCUCUUGGGGUGAUACCCUUGGGAACUGGUUCUGAUUUUGCAAGAACAUUUGGAUGGAGCAAUGAUCCUUAUGCUGCUGUUGAACGUGUUGCUAAAGGGAUGAGAUCAAGGGUAGAUGUUGGUGUUAUCACUGGACCCACCGGCGAUCAGAAUUACUUCAUAAACGUUGCUGACAUUCAUUUGAGUGCAAAGGCAGGAUUUUACGCUUCUAAGUACAAGAAAUUCGGCAACUUGUGUUAUGUCAUUGGUGCAUUGCAAGCCUUCAUGAGUCAUUAUAAUCAGGAUUUCAGGAUCAAGGUCAAUGAAGGUGAGUGGGAGUUUUGUCCCCAAGUGACGGCCCUUUGUGUUGGAAAUGCAAAAUUCUUUGGUGGCGGUAUGAAAAUUACUCCCAAUGCUGAUCCUCGCAGUGGAAAUUUAUCGGUUGUGAUUCUUCAGCACUUCAAGUGGUACGAUUUUAUCCUAAACUUACAUAAGAUUUACAGUGGGACACACCUGAAGGUGAAGAAUGUUUCUUCAAGAAGUGUAAAUUCUAUUGAGGUGGAGGACAUUUCAGGCAGAGGUGGAGUAUAUAUUCAAUCUGACGGCGAGCAUUUAGGGUUCCUUCCAAAGAAGAUUUGUGUUCUUCCGUCCGCGAUUGAGAUGAUAUGCUGAUUCAGCUCAAUAAUAACAUAACAGGUUCAAUGACAAUACUUAAAAGCAGCAGAAUAUUAGUUUAUCAUAAGUUUUCCUUUUAGUUUGACUUGAUUGCUGGCUUCAGCACCGGCGAAUUGCACAGCUUUUGCAGCUCAGAGGCAUCAUUUUUUUCUGUGUAAUUUUUGAGAAGGGAAAGAUAUAUUAGUUUGGAACUUGAAAGUAUCUUCAUGGAUUGGUGAAAGCAAUGUUGUGUUGUUUCCUUUGUAAUUUUAGUUGGUUCUAAUUUCUAAUAGAGAAAAAAAAGGAGAGAGAGGGUGCUGGAGAGUGGUGUCUUAUUUGGGGUUGCAAAAGCAUAGCCUGGGACACAGUUGUUAUUUUUUGAGUCAGCAAUGUGUUGACAGUAUAGUUUAUCUAUAUUUACUGUAAAAUGUUUCAAAGUUCAAUGCAUAAUUUAUGAAAUGGCAUAACAGAUUACAAGUUCAAUACUUUUG
Molecule: messenger RNA, 1684 nt
Organism: Arachis duranensis
Lineage: Eukaryota; Viridiplantae; Streptophyta; Magnoliopsida; Fabales; Fabaceae
Product: sphingoid long-chain bases kinase 2, mitochondrial
Exons: 12
Coding region: 57-1211 (384 amino acids)
Biological process (GO): protein insertion into mitochondrial inner membrane; phospholipid biosynthetic process; phosphorylation
Cellular component (GO): TIM22 mitochondrial import inner membrane insertion complex
Molecular function (GO): ATP binding; kinase activity
Source: RefSeq, a predicted model, not a curated record